Closterium sp. NIES-65 is the source of this 1878-nucleotide messenger RNA. NCBI's taxonomy places the organism in Eukaryota, Viridiplantae, Streptophyta, Zygnematophyceae, Desmidiales, Closteriaceae. The record is from the annotation of a GenBank genome assembly.
AUGGAGGCGUCAACCCGCGCCGCGCUGUCGCACGCGCUGCACCCGACCACCCUCGUAUCGGCGCCCAAUCUACGGAGAUCGGUGCAUGUGGCGGCGGCGCCACAGCCUCUACCUCCUCUCGUCGCGUCACGCUCGUCGCGCUCGUCGCGCUAUUCGCGGAAGUCGUCCAAGUCAAUGAUGCCCGUGUCGCCGGGCCCCGGGAUCGCCGCUGUCGCCGGGAAGAAGAAACGGUUGUCUCGCAACCGCGCAGCGUCGCCGCCGCCUCAAGCCAUCGUGUCCGAUCAAUUCGCAGUCUCCGAGGAGACUGGCAUCAGCACGGACGCGCACGCGCACGCGGCGGCGGCGGCGGCGGAGGCGGGGGCGAAGGUGGAGCAGGUGUACGAGGAGGUGGACGGGCACAUGGUGCCGGCGCGCAUGCUCACGUUCACCAUCGUGGGCGCGUCGGGCGACCUGGCGCGCAAGAAGAUCUUCCCCGCACUCUUCGCGCUCUACUACGAGGGCUGCCUCCCGGAGCACUUUCAAAUAUUCGGGUACGCGCGCAGCAAGAUGGACGACGCGCAGUUGCGCGAGCUCAUUAGCUCCACGCUCACCUGCCGCAUCGACAAGAGCGACGACUGCGGAGACAAGAUGGACUUUUUCCUGGAGCGCUGCUUCUACCACAGCGGGCAGUACGACAGCGAGGACAACUUCGCGGGGCUCGAUGCGCGCAUGAAGAAACUCGAGGCGGGUUACAUAGCGGACCGCAUGUUCUACCUCGCCAUCCCGCCCAACGUCUUCGUGCCAGCAGCGCGGUCCGUGUCGCUGGCAGCGUCCUCAGAGUCGGGGUACACGCGUGUGAUCGUGGAGAAGCCGUUCGGGCGCGACAGCGAGUCCAGCGCGCUGCUCACGAAGCAGCUCGGGCAGCACUUCACUGAGGAUCAGAUCUACCGCAUCGACCACUACCUGGGCAAGGAGCUGGUGGAGAACCUGCUGGUGCUGCGGUUCUCGAACCUGGUGUUUGAGCCGCUGUGGUCGCGCCAGUACAUCCGCAACGUGCAGAUCAUCUUCUCCGAGGACUUUGGCACCGAGGGCCGCGGCGGCUACUUUGACCACUACGGCAUCAUCAGGGACAUCAUGCAGAACCAUCUGCUGCAGAUCCUCACGCUCUUCGCCAUGGAGCCACCCGUCUCGCUCUCCGCUGAUGAUAUCAUCAACGAGAAGGUGAAGGUGCUGCGGUCCAUGCGGCAGGUGAAGCUGGAGGACGCUGUGGUAGCACAGUACAAGGGCCACGUCAGCAAGUCCGGCUGCAAGUACCUGGGGUACACGGACGACCCCACAGUGCCCCCCAACAGCAUCACACCCACGUUUGCAGCAGCGGCAAUGUUCGUCGACAAUGCGCGCUGGGAUGGGGUGCCCUUCCUCAUGAAGGCCGGCAAGGCCCUGCACGACCUCCGGUGUGAGAUUCGAGUGCAGUUCCGGCACGUGCCGGGCAACCUGUACCAGCACAACAUGUUUGGCGUGGACGUGGACAUGGCGACCAACGAGUUGGUGAUUCGCCUGCAGCCCAACGAGGCCAUCUACCUCAAGAUCAACAACAAGGUGCCGGGCCUUGACUUCAGGCUUGACCGCUCGCGCCUCAACCUGCGAUACAUCGACAGGUACCAGCACGAGCUGCCUGACGCAUAUGAGCGGCUGCUGCUGGAUGCCAUGGAAGGGGACAAGCGCCUCUUUAUCCGCUCCGAUGAGCUGGAGGCUGCCUGGGGCAUCUUCACGCCGCUGUUGCAGGACCUGGAGAAGAAGCACCUUGCUCCGGAGCUCUACCCCUAUGGCAGUAGAGGCCCUAUUGGGGCGCAUUACUUGGCUGCUAAGCACAAUGUGCGAUGGGGUGAUCUUUCUUGA